This is a messenger RNA of Struthio camelus australis, 2050 nucleotides long. Lineage: Eukaryota; Metazoa; Chordata; Aves; Struthioniformes; Struthionidae. The record is from RefSeq and is a predicted model, not a curated record.
CGCUCAAAGAGCCUUUUCCUCCUCAGUACGUGGCGGCUCUUGAGGACAUGCUGCGCGAGCUGAAGAAGCAGUCCAGCAAGCCUGCCCCGGAACUGCUGAAUGAAUACUCCCGCAAAGUGGACUUCCUAAAGGGACUUUUAGAAGCUGAAAAAUUGUCAUCAUCAACUGAAAAGGCACUGGCAAAUCAGUUCUUGGCCCCUGGACGUACCCCUACCACAGUUAAAGAGAGAACUCCAGCCACCAAAACAGUUCAUUUGCAGACAAAGGCUCGUUGCACAGGCAAGAUGAGGAGUGAGCUGCUUGGUACAGAUCCCUUGGCUAUCAAUGAUUCUGAGGAGGUGAACGUAAGGAAGCGGAAAGGCCUUGUGUCUGAUGAGAAGCAGUCUGCAGUGGAGCUGGAUGCUGUGUUACAACACCAUCAGGAUAUGCAGGAGAAGUUGGCUGAAGAAAUGCUCAGUUUGGCUCGCAGUCUGAAAAACAACACUCUGGCUGCACAGAACGUGAUAAAACAAGAUAACCAGACAUUAUCACAUUCCCUCAGGAUGGCAGACCAGAACUUUGAGAAGCUCAAGGAUGAAUCUGACCGCCUUGAACAGCACGCAAAGAAAUCAGUCAACUGGCUACUUUGGAUAAUGUUAAUUGUAGUUUGUUUUAUAUUCAUCAGCAUGAUCCUCUUUAUCAGAAUUUUCCCCAAACUAAAAUGAUUUUUUGCACCUGCCAGAAGUGAGAGUUGGAAAGUUUGCCUGGUAUGAUAAGUGCUACCUUGCAAUGAAAUUGAUUAUUGACAGUCUGCCACCUGUCAUGUCCCAAAAGAGGUCAUCCAAGGCCUACCGUUGCAUCUCUCUUGUCCCAUCUCUGGAUUCAGUGAAUGAUUUCAUGGGGAAGGUUUGCUGGGCUCAGAUAUUUGGUUAUUUCUUUUACUUAGUUAAUAUUGUUGCCCGUUCCUUGAGCAAAGAACUGGGAUAAAGAUGGCAGAUUACGCUGAGCUCCUAAAAAGCUCCUUAGGUGUUAUCCUCUGUGUCUUUAAUGGAGUUGUGGCAAACAUUAUGACUCCUCUAAAAGGAGUUUACUUGAUACAAAGUUAAUUAACAGUCAUUUGAAGUCGUAUGAUUUUUCCUGUCUUUACAGCUCUCCUGUACUGAACUAGGACCAUGCUGCAAGCAGAAUACUUAAUUACAAAGGUUAUGCAUGUAUGCUAGUGUAGGGUAUAGGAAGAGAACCCUGCCAUUGAGUUGCUAGCCUGGCUCAGAUUCAGAGAAUGGUGACAGGUAAAGCUAAUCUCAGGCUUACCUUCUUCCCAGAUGGGUGUUUGCCGUUGCAAUCUUCUUCAGUUUAGUUACCAUAGAAGGGCUGAAGCCACAUGAAGCGUUUGCUUCCCUUUUUGUGUGCGCAAAUGUUCUCAGUGAGUCAGUCUAUUAUAUCAACGCUGUUGCAUCAAGAAUUACUGGCUGUCACCCUUGCACUGUGGAGCUGUACGCAGAGCACUCUCCAUAUGGUACAGAUCUCACCUGUGUGAAUAUUGUUCCCCCAUAAAACAAGGGCAGAGGAAGCUGGUGUCUUCAAGAUAUAUUAAAAAAAAAAAAAAAUCAGUUGUUAUUUUUUGAGACAAACUGUUCUGCUCGAGAGUGGUUGUGUCAAAUUUGUAUUCCUAAGAGCUCACUGCCCUAAAGCAGAGAUGAAAUAAAUCAGAAUGAAUACUUUGUCAAAACAGUUACUUUCCUCGAGCCCUUGUUUUUCUAGUAGUAGGGUUUGUCAUGACUGAGUGAGAGCUAUUUUCAAGUGUUUGUGAUGAUCUAGAAGCAAAACAUUAUGCGUUGUGGGCUAUAGUUUCUGGGAGCGUUACUCAAGUGUUGGUCUUUCAACGUGUACAGUGCUUCACAUACUGAGAAGUGGGGAGUAAAAGAUGAUUCCAAAGUGUUCUUUUGGCAUUUUUAUUGCUGUUCUGAACCACUAGAUGGGGUAUUCUAGGCCUUCCAGAGCAGCUUUGGAUUAGAGGAAGGGGAGGAACAGCUCUGUUUGUCACAACGAUGGAGUUUCUAUGGAAGUCCAA